AUGGCACCGAGGACGACUGCCGGUGUAGAAGGCUUGGGGCCCACCACCGUCAAUAUUGCCGAGAGAGAAAGCAGCGGAUGUAGCGAUGGUUCAGCCUUCCCUGCUGCUGCUGCUGCUGUUGCUAACAAGAAUAAACGAGGUGAGAAAGAUGAUUCGUACACUCGACUAUGGCAUGCAUGUGCUGGUCCUAGUGUUUAUGUUCCGCGCCCCGGAGAGAAGGUUUUCUACUUCCCUCAAGGUCACAUGGAACAGGUCGAGGCAUAUGCAAACGAAGAUGGCAAAAUGGAAAUGCCAAUUUACAAUUUGCCUUCCAAGAUCCUCUGCAAUGUUGUCUGCGUUCUGCUAAAGGCUGAAGUUCACACAGAUGAAGUGUUUGCUCAAAUCACCUUGCUUCCUCUGACUGAGCAAGAACAGCUAAGUUUAGAUGAAGAAAAUAAUCAACCCGUGCCUCAGAGCACCAGUACACGCUCCUUUAGCAAGACACUCACCCCAUCUGACACAAGCACUCAUGGUGGAUUCUCUGUUCCGAAACGACAAGCUGAUGAGUGCCUUCCACCUCUGGACAUGUCUCAGCAACCACCAGUACAAGAACUCAUCGCAAGGGACUUGCAGGGAUUUGAGUGGCACUUUCGCCAUAUAUUUCGCGGUCAGCCAAAGAGGCACUUGCUUACCAGUGGUUGGAGUACAUUUGUGACUGCAAAAAGACUUGUUGCUGGGGAUGCAUGUAUCUUUGUCAGAGGAGAAAAUGGAGAGUUGCGUGUUGGGAUACGCCGUGCGAACAAAAAACAGGACAAUGCAUCAACUGCUCUCAUUUCAGGCCACAGCAUGCAACAUGGCAUACUUGCCAGUGCUUUCCAUGCCAAUUCUACUGGUACCUUGUUUACUGUGUACUAUCGUCCAUGGACCAGUCCUGCUGCAUUUAUAAUUCCUUGUGAUCAAUACAUGAAAUCAGCAAAAAAUGACUACUCUAUUGGUAUGAGAUUCAGAAUGUGUUUUGAAGGUGAUGAAUGUGCAGAGAAAAGAUUGGCGGGUACUAUAUUAGAUAUUGAAGAUAAUGAUUGUAUCAGGUGGCCCCGUUCAGAAUGGAGGUGUCUGAAGGUCCAAUGGGAUGCCUCAUCAGAUACAAACUUGCAUCCUGAAAGGCUUUCUCCUUGGAAUAUCAUGCCUCUCCAACCUAAUAAGAGAGCACAUGUUCCUGAUCUGAUAUCACCUGGGUUUCCUAACUUGGCCACAAAUGGCUUAUUGCCAAUUCCAGUUGAGUAUACACCUCCAAGACAAAAAAAGGUCUUUCAAGGUCAAGAAAUUAGUGACCCACCUGCUCAUGAACCGGGUACUCAAAAACCACCAUUACUACCGCAGUUCAUUCCACCAUCAAAUCCUGACUGGAACUAUACACAAUUGGGAUUGGAAAACAAUCCAUUGCAUGACCCACUGUUUCAAUGUCCUGGCAGUGCAAUAGCUCCAAGUCUCACUAACCAAUGGCCACCAAUAUUUAAUUUUGGAGUCUUGGACAGUGUCGCGUUUAGAAGAAGCAUGUCAGUUCCAAAUAUCAAAUCCUCUGGGUCCCAGGACUCGAGGGCCUUCAAACCAAGGAGUGAGAUUGAAGCACCCCUUGUCCAACCAAAUAGCCGUGGUACAACCAUGCUGUUUGGAGUCAAUAUAGUUACUAGUCACCCGGAGCUCCCUUCACCACAAGUUGUCACUUCUAGUGAACUUUUUAGUCCUUGUUCUAUUACUCCAAUAUCUCAGUCGAGUGUUUCUGAAACUAUCCAGAUUUCAGAGACAUCUAAGAGUGUUUCUGGUGUUCUUUCUGCGAAACAAUGCAAGAACUGUUGCUCUGUCACUAACAGGAGCUGCAUAAAGGUGCUCAAAUAUGGAGCUCCUGUUGGAAGGUCGGUGGACCUCACACGCUUUGAUGGGUAUGGUGAACUCAUUGCUGAGCUUGACCAGAUGUUUGAUUUCAAAGGAAGCUUGAUCGAUGGAAGCAGUGGGUGGCAGGUAACCUAUAUGGAUGAUGAAGGAGACAUGAUGCUGAUAGGAGAUUACCUGUGGCAUGAAUUCCAGUCCAUGGUGCAAAAAUUGUACAUCUGUCCAAAGGAAGAAAUCGACAGACUGAAUCCAGGCUCGCCAAAUGCAACAUCCCUCUAA
Prunus armeniaca (apricot) is the source of this 2148-nucleotide messenger RNA. Lineage: Eukaryota; Viridiplantae; Streptophyta; Magnoliopsida; Rosales; Rosaceae. The record is from the annotation of a GenBank genome assembly.